AGAAGAUUGGUUGCGUGGAGUGAAACGUCAGCCACGUACAUUCGCCUGUCAACGUAACCUUUCUCAUUUCUCAUUUAUUGUGUAUUAAAAUAAGCUCGAUAACAGGUAAAAUGUCUGCGAAACUAUUGUCGCUCGUGCUGAUCAUCGCCGCGGCGGUGACGGCUGAUGAGGAGACGGCGGCGGCGCGCCUGCUGGUGUCGAAGCAAGUGUUGAACAAGUACCUGGUUGAGGACAUGGAUAUCCUGAUCAAGUACACGUUGUACAACGUCGGAACGGCGCCGGCGGUGGACGUGAAGCUGGUGGACAACGGAUUCCACCCGGAGGUGUUCACGGUGGUGGGCGGGCAGCUGUCGGCACAGAUCGACCGCAUCGCGCCGCAGACGAAUGUAUCGCAUGUCGUGACUGUGCGCUCCAACCGUUACGGAUACUUCAACUUCACGUCGGCUGAGAUCACCUACAAGCCCACUGAAGACGCUACUGAGCUCCAAUACGCCAUCAGCAGCUCCCCCGGCGAAGGCGCUAUCGUCGCCCACAAGGACUACAACCGCAAGUUCUCCUCGCACAUCCUGGACUGGGCCGCCUUCGCGGUCAUGACCCUGCCCUCCCUCGCCAUCCCCUUCGGGCUCUGGUGGUCCUCCAAGACCAAGUACGAGAAACUCAGUAAACCUAAGAAGAAUCAUUAGAUAGGUUUCAAUUGACCGGAGGAUGAAAAUUCCCAGGGAAAUAUUCCGUUACAAGAAAGACGGCGAAUUUAAAAUUUAGGGCCAGUUGCAUCAACCACAGUUAACAGACAUAUGAAUAUCACGCAACAGAAGUCCAUGGAAAUUCCCAUUACGAAGGCUAAAUUGGGUAAUUGACUGCUUGUUGCAACCAACCCUAAGGGCCACAUUUGACAGACACAUCAUCGUCACGCAGUAGACGUCUAUGGAACUUCCCAUACAAUAAAAUUUUACGAACGCUUUAAUGGUGACAAACGGUUUGAUGCAACUGGCCCUAAGAGUGAUAUUAUCUUCUCGCUUUUUUAUGACGAAAAGAGUAUUGGAAAUUUUCAUCUUUAGGUAUAUGCCCAAAAAGACAAGCCUUAAGAAAUCAUUUAAAUAAAUAUCAAAGCUUGCACUUGGUGUAGCAUUUUGAGUUUAUUUACUUGUUUUGAAGGCUAUGGGUAAAUUUCUAGCUGUAUGGAUAAUGGAUUCAAGUAGACGUUUACAUAAUAAAGCUACUCAUGAAAUAGUAAAGAAAGUUAUGUCAAAACCAGUAAGUAAGUAGGUUCAGCAAUGUGCAUAUUACUUUAUCAAUUCAAGUAAAUUUUGUUACUAUUGACAUGUAUCUCUUGAGACUGCUAUCUGUUUAGUUAGAAAGCAUUUAAAUUAGAGUAAGGCAGUCAUUAUUGUGGUCAUUGCUAAUGUUGUGUAUGAAUUAGUUAGACAUCAUGUCUUGUCAUAGAAAUAAAGUUUAUCUAGUCUUUGGUCAAUUAGGUUGUGCUUAUGUUGUUACCAAUAUGUUUAAUAACUCUCAUUUGUAAAUUAAUUACUAAAUUACCUCAAAGAUACUUUCCUUAUGGAUUUAAAGUAAAUUAAUUUGUAUGCAUCAUUAGCGGUGAUUAUUCUCAUCACUUCACUUGUUCAUCCGCCAUUUUUACAUUGUUAUUAAUUUAUAAAGUAUGAACAAUAAAAUAUAAUUUUACUGUCUUAAA
Messenger RNA from Leguminivora glycinivorella, 1693 nucleotides. RefSeq names its product translocon-associated protein subunit beta (gene SsRbeta). The record is from RefSeq and is a predicted model, not a curated record. Bases 111 to 683 code for a protein of 190 amino acids. NCBI's taxonomy places the organism in Eukaryota, Metazoa, Arthropoda, Insecta, Lepidoptera, Tortricidae. Gene Ontology annotation, cellular component: endoplasmic reticulum; membrane. The transcript has 3 exons.